Messenger RNA from Helobdella robusta, 1371 nucleotides. RefSeq lists its product as hypothetical. The coding region runs from base 1 to 1371 and encodes 456 amino acids. The record is from RefSeq and is a predicted model, not a curated record. Lineage: Eukaryota; Metazoa; Annelida; Clitellata; Rhynchobdellida; Glossiphoniidae. The transcript has 10 exons. Gene Ontology annotation, molecular function: RNA binding. Gene Ontology annotation, cellular component: ribonucleoprotein complex.
AUGUCGUCUAAGAAUCACAAAACUUCGUCUGAUUACAAGAGAAUCUUCAUUUUGGGAGCUAAAGAGUUGUCGUCUGCCGAUUUAAGAGCUGAAUUUGAGCGUUUUGGUACCAUUGUGGACAUCCGAAUGCUGAAAAAUGGCGACCGAGAGAAUAAAGGCCUCAAUUACAUAACGUUCACAAAGGCUUCUGAAGCGGCACUGGCCAUUGAUGAGAUGAAUGGCAAGAGAAUUAAGGAUCUUUUGAAGCCAAUUCGGGUGGUGCUGGCCAAUGAUAAAACAGAGGGCAGUGUGAGGGACCCCGAUGAGGAUGAGAAAAUGAAGCGUCUGUUCAUUGUGGUUCCCCAAGAACAGGACCAAAAGGAUUUGGAAAGAGAGUUCAGUAAAUAUGGAGAUAUUGAAUAUGUCAAACUGUUACGUAGAAACCAAAGCAAUGUUCAGCUGGCCUAUGUGAAGUUUCUAAAGGCUUACCAUGCUGCUCUGGCCCUUGAAGAGUGCGAUCCGGCCUACAAGGCAGUCUUCGCUGACACGGCCUGGAGCAGCAAGAGAGGACAUUCGGGGGAUCGAAGCCGGUAUGAGAGCGACUCAAAAUACAGCAGGAACAGUGGUGGUAGUAGUGGUAGCCACCAGACCGUCAGAGGACUUUCAAACCCAAACAAAGGUGGCCUGGUUUUAGGGAGUAGCGGUUACGGGGGUAUUGACUGUCGUCUUGAGGCCAAACUUGUACCUCACAUGACACCUGAGCAAGUCUACAAACUCUUUGAUGUCGUGCCUGGCCUCGUCUACUGCAACUAUGAUUCCAUCACUGGGUCAGCUGACAUAAAGUACAUCUCUCAAUCAAUGGCCAAUCAUGCAAGAGAAAAGCUGAACCUCUUGGAGUACCCGCUGGGCUACCCCAUCAUAUCUGGACUUGCAGCUCCAAUACUGGGAAGUUUCUUGGGUUCAUCUGGCUUGUCGGGCCACGAGGCCAAAUAUUCUAACCUCUCAUUGCCUGCCCCCAAACCUCUUGCCCCGGAGAACUCUCAAUGUGUUGAUAGAUUAUUCAUAGUUUCAUAUCCAUCAAAGAUUCCUGGAGACGUGCUAACCGAUUUGUUCUGCAGAUUUGGAGGCCUCAUUAGUGUAUUUUACCUGCCAAACAAGAAAUGUGGUUUCGCAAAGUUCACAACUAGCGAAUCGGCUCAGGAAGCCCUGCGAACUCUGCACAUGCAGACAAUAUGUGGCUGCACUCUCAAGGUCAUUCAGGCUGAGCCCCAGACAAACUCUGGGAGUUCGAACUCUUCGUCUCAUCAUGGUUUCAGCAGUUCGUCUUACGAUAGUUCGACCAGCGAUGCAGCCAGUCAUGGCUUGUCGGCAAAAUCCUAUAAAUUGGACUGA